Messenger RNA from Chrysochloris asiatica (Cape golden mole), 1416 nucleotides. RefSeq names its product vitamin K-dependent protein C-like. NCBI's taxonomy places the organism in Eukaryota, Metazoa, Chordata, Mammalia, Afrosoricida, Chrysochloridae. Gene Ontology annotation, cellular component: extracellular region. Gene Ontology annotation, molecular function: serine-type endopeptidase activity; calcium ion binding. The transcript has 9 exons. Bases 1 to 1416 code for a protein of 471 amino acids. Gene Ontology annotation, biological process: proteolysis; blood coagulation. The record is from RefSeq and is a predicted model, not a curated record.
AUGGCGGCUGGAGGGCGACCUUGUGGGUUCUCCAGGGCCUACCCUGGUGCAUACAACUCCAGAAUGUGGCAGCUCAUAAGCCUCUUACUGUUUGUGGCCAUCUGGGAAAUUUCUGGCACACCAGCUACUCCUGAUUUGGUGUUCUUCAAUGGCAAGCGUGCCCAUCAGGUACUUCGGAUCCACAAGCGUUCCAACACCUUCCUGGAGGAGCUCAUGGCAGGCAACCUGGAGAGGGAGUGCAUGGAGGAGACCUGCAACUUGGAGGAAGCCCAAGAGAUUUUCAAAAACGUGGAUGACACGCUGGCCUUCUGGUCCAAGUACAUUGAUGGGGACCAGUGUGCAGCCUCACCGAAAGGGCACUUAUGUGACAGCCCAUGCUGUGGGCAUGGCAGGUGCAUCGAUGGCAUCGGCACAUUCCUCUGUGACUGUACCGCGGGCUGGGAAGGCCGCUUCUGUGCGCAAGAAGUGCUUUACUUUAACUGCUCGGUGGACAACGGCGGCUGUGCCCACUACUGCUCAGAUAAGGAGGGCAGGCGCCGCUGCAGUUGCGCGCCUGGUUACCGGCUUGGGGACGACCCCAUGCAGUGCGAGCCCACAGUAAAGUUUCCCUGUGGAAGAACAGUAAAGAAGAAACGUAACAAUUUAAAGCGAGAUGUAGACCAAGUCGACCCACGUCUUGUCAAUGGGAAGACUACGAGAUGGGGAGAGAGCCCUUGGCAGGUGAUCCUGCUGAACUCCAAGAAGAAGCUGAUCUGUGGGGCAGUGCUCAUUCACCCCUCCUGGGUGCUGACUGCAGCCCACUGCAUGGAGAACACCAAGAAGCUCACUGUCAGGCUUGGAGAAUAUGACCUGCGGCGCUGGGAGAAUUGGGAAGUGGACCUGGACAUACAGAAUAUUCUCAUCCACCCCAACUACAGCAAGAGCACUAGUGACAGUGACAUCGCUUUGUUGCACCUAGCCAAACCUGCCAUACUCUCACAGACUAUUGUGCCCAUCUGCCUCCCAGAUAGUGGCCUCUCAGAGCGUGAGCUCACCCAGGUUGGCCAAGAGAUGGUGGUAACUGGUUGGGGCUAUCACAAUGAGGCUAAGAGCAACCGCACCUUUGUCCUUAACUUCAUCAAGAUCCCCAUGGCCCCUCGCAAUGAAUGCAUCCAGGUCAUGGACAAUGUGGUCUCAGAGAACAUGCUGUGUGCCGGUAUUCUUGGGGACCCACGAGAUGCCUGUGAAGGUGACAGUGGUGGACCUAUGGUCACCUCCUUCCGUGGCACCUGGUUCCUGGUGGGCCUUGUGAGCUGGGGUGAGGGCUGUGGGCGCCUGAAUAACUAUGGCAUUUAUACCAAAGUCAGCCACUAUCUUGACUGGAUCCACAGACACAUUGGGGCCAAGGAAGCCUCCAUUCAGAGUCAGGAUCCAUAG